Messenger RNA from Thamnophis sirtalis, 1886 nucleotides. The record is from RefSeq and is a predicted model, not a curated record. NCBI's taxonomy places the organism in Eukaryota, Metazoa, Chordata, Lepidosauria, Squamata, Natricidae.
UCGUCACAACGGAGCGGCGGAAGAGGCUCAGCUGUUGACUUGUGUCCUGUCCAUCGGCGGCAGCAAAUACUUGGGGGUAUCAUGGCGAUCUUCACGCCGACUAACCAGAUUCGCCUGACCAAUGUCGCCGUCGUGCGGAUCCGACGGGCGGGGAAGCGUUUUGAGAUCGCCUGUUACCGGAACAAAGUCAUGGGCUGGCGGAGCGGCGCGCUUUGGAAGUCAUCAAGCAGCUGAAGGAGACGAUGCAGAUUGAGCGGGCACACAUGAGGCUACGCUUCAUCCUCCCUCGGAAAGAAGGCAAGAGAUUGAAAGAGAAGCUGAAGCCACUGAUCAAAGUAAUCGAAAGCGAGGAUUUUGAUGAACAGCUGGAAAUUGUCUGCCUUGUGGAUCCAGGCUGCUUCCGGGAGAUCGAUGAAUUGAUCAGGUGUGAAACCAAAGGCAAAGGAACCCUUGAAGUUCUCAACCUGAAAGAUGUGGAAGAAGGUGAUGAACGCCUGGAAUAAUUGGGUGCUUAUGGUGUCGCUGUGCAAAGACUGUAUUAAAAGGCAUCCUAGAGUUGCUUCAUUGAGGAUUGACCUUUGCGCUUUUCCCUUUGAGGGUUUAUGUAGUUAUUUCCAUUUGAGGUUUUAUAUAGGUAUCCUCUGCUCCUUCCCCAAACUCUGAUGUUGGUAUCAACUAAAGGUACCUUAUAAACCCACUUAGCCCUUCGAUUACCUGAUAACGAAAGGACUUUACAGAGUUUACGCCUAUGUUGAUUGCUUUGAGUGUACCUGCAAAGUGACAAUUUAAUGUUAAGUGCCAAAUUGCCUUUCCUUAAAAGCAAAAGGCUUCAAGGAAGGAAUUGACUGCAGAAUUAGCAUCCUGAGUAAAUAACUCAAGUUUCCCUCAAAACAAGCCGAUUAAUGUCUGGAUUUACCAGCAGGAUUUGUAAACUAUGAGAUAGACAACCAUUGGUUGCUUUGAAUGAAGUGCACAAUAAUAGUAUUGUCCUAAUUAUACAGUAGCUCAAUUCUGUGGAUGGUGAUUUACAGACCAUCAGAAGAAUUUAGUGGCUGUCUUUCCAGAGUCGGUCUUGGAAUUUAUUAAUAUUGAUCCAAUUCUUUUCUCCAGGGAAAAUUUUAAAAAUACUGACUUGACACUGAAACCAGAAGUUGUUCAGAAAGUUUAUUUUGGAAAAAAGAAAUACAAUAACUUAAUUUUGAAAACAUUUGUUAUAACUAGACAACCUUUAAAUCCAAGUAAAAGAACUAGUUUGGCUCCAGUAAUAUUUUAGCAUUAUUUGUUAUACUAAUUUAAUAUUUAAGAGUGAGCCAAAAGAACAGAGACCAGUUCAUUGUCAACCCAAAACUCUAAAGUGAGUUUGUUUCUUAUGAGUAAACUAAUAGAGCUUCUGUCAAAAAGAACAAAACAUGCAUGGCCUGAUAUUUGUCAUUUUCUUAAUCCUUGGAAUUCAUAGUGCAAACUAUAAGGAUUCUUUGAGGAAAGCUGCACUUUUUACCUCCUCAGACACUUUAAAGAUAUAUAUUAUAAACAUUGAUGUACAACAUCACAAUAAUUUCUAUUAUAGAAUAUCAAAUUUAAGUUUGAAAUUCUUAGAUUUUUAAAAUGAGUUCUCUAAUGAAUACCAAUACCAGUCUAUAAGCUGUCAUUAAUAUGCCAAGGAAGAUACCAAAGCAUAGGUUUGAGGAUGGUUUCACGAUGCCUUUCCUUGACUUAUUUUUUUUAACAAUAUGCACCUUCCAGCUAUCAUCCUAAUCUCCAGCCCACAAAGCUCAGUAGUUUCUGUGUCAGUGAUUUAAUUUUUCAACUACAUGACUAACAAGAACUCCAAGGAGUUCUACUCACAAAGUUUGUCCUAAUAUGAAUAAACUUUACUGCUUCCUCUU